AGUUCAGUUACUGUUAAACACUGCUGAUAUUCAUAUUAAAUAAAUAAAAUACUUCAAGUUAAAUAAAGAAAAAUUUUGAAAAAUUUUUUUGCGGUGAUAAUAAAUUUUUAUACAAAGCAUAUAAUAUAUAAAAAAGAUUGUGAUUUUCUAAACAUAUAAAUGUAUAUUUAAUAUAUUAAUUAAAAAAAAAAUUUUGCUACAAAAAAUUUUUUUUACACCAAGUCUUAUAAAUGAAAAGAAAUUGUCUGCAACAAGCUAAGAAUAUCAGAAAGCGUACGUGACGUUAUAUAUGCCUUAGAGCAUUAAGAAAAAGUGUCAUUGCAAAUUUAUAAAAAAGCAAAAGAAAAUAAAUUUGCUUUAAAAAAAAACUAAUAAAAAGGAACUGUGAUUUCUUUGUUAAGAAACUUAAAUAUUUUUUUAACAAAACUACAAAACGUGCAUUUAAAUUUUUUUUGUAAAAAAAAAGAAAAACUUUUUUGAACAUUUUUAUUUUGUUACUAAAGCAAAAUUAAUCCAGAUAAAAUGGAAAUAUUAUCUGUGCAAAAUCAAUAUCCCGAACGUUUUAGUAUUAUUAGUAAUACAACAAAAACAAAAGAUUGGUCCACUUCCCUGCAGACCACUCGAACGUCAACAAAAACAGAUGUUAAUACAACAACUACAAACACAAAUAGCAACACAACAACCAGUGUUAAUAAUAAUAAUAAUAACAGUCCAAAUUAUUUGGCUGAUGAAGAACUCUUAUACUGUGAUAAAUUCGAACUAGCGGCUAUAAAUGAUUUGGCCAGCCGUUUGCUCGAAGAAUUGCGUGCAGCAAAAUCUCGUAAUUUAACCUGCACCGAAGUCUCAAUACCCUGUGAUCUCACCACACGCAUAGCGUCAGAAAUCAUACGUGUCUCCGAACGUGAACCCUGCGGCGUACGUGGCUGUACACUCUAUAUAGAAUUCGAAGAAGAACCACAAAAUUCCCGACGCAUAGGCACCCUUAAGGUGGAUCACGAAAUGGUCUCCACUUUUGAACUUUAUUUAACUUUGCGCCAGGAUAAACGCGGCUGGGCGUCUUUGUUGCCACAAUUCAUGAAGAACUUAUCGCGCAGCAUAACAAUAAGUCCGGAAUUUAGUUUGACCAAACAUAAAUUGUAUUCGCCCAAUGAAAGCAGUUAGUUUGCCUGAUAUCGGCAAUGGCUCCCAUGGCUGCUAUUAGCUUUUAUUGUUUAGUUUCGAACAAUCCCACCUUUAUAUGGCAUAUAAAAACCAACUCAUCAACCAAACGCGCUCAUUGUCAACGACAGGCAACAUAAUUAUCACCAUCAUCAUCAUCAUUAUUAGCAUUAUCUUAAUACUUAAGGUAUAAUACUAUAUAGGAAUCAAACAACCAACCAACCAAUAACAUUUGCUUCAUCUUUUUUACAUGGUAAAACUUUUUAAGCUUUGUAAGCUAAAAUUUGAAUAACUAUAAGUACAUACAUACAUACAACUAUGCAUAUAAAAUGUAUAUAAUAUAUAUAUUUAAUAUAUAAACAAAAAAAAAAGUAUCUCAAACCUCAUAAAAAACAAUGUUGUCGUUUCAUCAUCUUUCACUCUCUCUCUCUGUCACUCUCUCAAGCUCAUUGUGAAUUCACCACCAUAUUAGAAAAGUAAGAUUUUUUUAGUAGUUUUAAGUUUUAUUCGUUUGUGUUUUGAUUUCGAAAGGAACGUAAAUUGUGAAAAAUAUGGUCAGAUGUUUGCAUUACAACUCCAGAACUUUUCUGGCAAACAAAUGUAUUCUCUACUUUAUACAGUUAAGCAAAAAAGUUAAAAAUAAUGUAUAAUAGUUAGAUACAUUUUUUGAAAACAUUUAAGUCUCUAGGAGUUUGCCAUCUACUAUAACUCAUUAAAAUGUGAUACUGAUUAAGUAGUAGUUGUAGCUGUUAAAUAGUUAGCACUAGCUUUUUAUUAAAAAAAAAACAAUUAAAUUAAAAAUAAUAAUUCCUCAAACUCUUCCCUAAAAAGAACUAAAAAACAGUUUAAUUAAUUGUAAAUUAAGUAAUAAAAUAACAAUUUAUAAAAAAACUAAGCUUUUUUUUGCAAAAGAAACUCAACUCAAACUGCAAACUCCUCAAUAUUGUGAAAGAUUAAUACAACUACAAAAAAAAAAAAAAAGAAAAUUCAAAAUUUUUUUUCAAAAACUAACAAAUAUUCAAUAUAAAAUAUAAAAUCACAAAUUUUUUAACUGCGAUAUUAAUUAAUUAAUGACUUAAAUAUAAUAUUAACCAUUAGUAGCAUUUCAAAUUUUAAAUUUUCUUAUCUAAAUGUUCUUGUAGUCUUACCAAACCAACAAAAAAAAAUCCAUAAAAUUAUAAAAAAAUUUUCAUAAAAACUAAAACAGCAAACUCAACUCAACAGCAAAUUAAAAUAAAAAAAAAAAAUUCAAAUCCAAAUUGUUUUCUAAACAAACAAAAACAUAAAAAAUAAUUAUAUAUUUAAACAAAACAAAAACAAAAAUCAAUGAUCUUUAACUCUUUAAGUGUGUAUUAAUUAGUAUUUAAUAGGAUUUCAAUAUAAAAAUUACAAAAAAAAA
Molecule: messenger RNA, 2557 nt
Organism: Lucilia sericata (common green bottle fly)
Lineage: Eukaryota; Metazoa; Arthropoda; Insecta; Diptera; Calliphoridae
Product: protein scylla-like
Exons: 2
Coding region: 523-1161 (212 amino acids)
Biological process (GO): regulation of TOR signaling; apoptotic process; negative regulation of signal transduction
Cellular component (GO): cytoplasm
Source: RefSeq, a predicted model, not a curated record